This is a messenger RNA of Nicrophorus vespilloides, 12259 nucleotides long. RefSeq names its product titin homolog. Bases 1308 to 11870 code for a protein of 3520 amino acids. The transcript is spliced from 5 exons. Gene Ontology annotation, cellular component: RSF complex. The record is from RefSeq and is a predicted model, not a curated record. NCBI's taxonomy places the organism in Eukaryota, Metazoa, Arthropoda, Insecta, Coleoptera, Silphidae. Gene Ontology annotation, biological process: regulation of DNA-templated transcription.
CCUCUUCGUGUACAUAUAAUUUCAUUCAUUCUGUUGCAUCAAAAACUCGCGGAGAGCAGGUGUUGAUGCAGUUGCAUAAUACGAACUUUGACCUUUUUAUAUAUAUAUAUAACUUUAUAUGUUUGCGUGUGUAUAUGGAAAUUUUUACUAUGAACAAAAAUAAGCAAUAAUAUUUUAUAAGGGAAACAGCCGGAACACAAUAGAAUGUUUCAAUUGGAAAGGCAAAAGUUCGAGAACCAAAAAAUAAUGUUGUAAUUUAUUUUGACUGAGGUACAAAUACAAGACCCCCCUGUAGCAUCGAUUUUUCCCCCACGAAUAAGAGAAUAAAACUUUCGCCUUUUAAUCGAAAGAAUUAUACACCUUUCAAUUAUUCCCUAAUUAAGAAAUUAGUUCAUAGUUUAAAAAUCCAAGUACACUCAAUUUUAUAUUCUUUAUGCUAAUAUUUAGCUGUUCGAUGGUUUUCAAAUAAAACAAAUGAAACAUUUGCUACAUUUUGUACAGCCAACUAGGAUAACUUUGAAAAGCGAAAACGUUUACCAGAAAAAAAAUACGUUGAAAAGAGUUUUAAUGAUUUGUUAAUGAUUUCUUAACUAAAUAAUUGAGGAGAAAGUUACUGAAUUAACUGAGGUAAAUUGAAAUUAUUGAAUUUCAUUGGUGGAUUUUUUUGGCCAUGCAGAAGUGAAAGGAAAUUUCGGUAAUGGAUCUCUUCCAAACACCAUGGAAAUCCUUCAGCGAUGAUCGUUGCGUCACGGUGAGGAUGUUGCAUAACGAUGUGCGGACGAAGGCGCCAUCUGGAGGCGAUCGGUGGUAGCGGAAGCGCUUGGUUGUUGAUUCGGUGCUGGCUGGUGAUUUGUUGUGGUGGUUUUUUCGUUCGCGUCGUCGAGUGCAGUUGGUGUUUUUUUCGAUGGUUUCGUUGGUGUUGUUGCACGUAGAGAAAAAGAGAGAGAUAGAAAUCAAAGCGGCGGCGGUGGUGCGUGUGCGUUCGGUUCGUUUGUUUAGUUUCAACAGGGAAUAUUAUAACAACAAUAUUUACACAUAUACACAUGAUGCGAGAUGGUGAGCGUCGGCGUCGUGGCGAUAAUGCAACGACGACGUUGUGAUGUGGUGAGGAGUGCAGUGCUGUGAGACCAGAGGUGCGUGUGGGCGUCCGUUCCGAUGGUUUUUAUGGAUUUUUUGAAGCGGUUUUGACGAACGAACGGCAUCUCCAGCGGUGCCGACCACAGCCGCUGUCAAACAAACGGAGUACCGAGUGUGUGUGUGCGCGACAGUGAGUGAGAGAGAGAGAGGGAAAGAAAAAAAACGCGCAAAUGGCGUCCGAGAACGAAGCCUCCUGCGAAGGUGAUCCCAAUUUCGCGGUCAUCUGCGGCUUCUUCGAGAAAUUCGGCGUCGCGUGCGGCCUGAACCCCGUGGAUUUCGUCGAGUUGCAGGAGAUGCUCGAGAAUACGCACGAAGUUGCCACUGAUUUGAUCGAACUGCACAUCAAGUUGCUGAGGAAGGCAAGGAAAUCUGUUUCCUCAGAGAGAUGGGAGAGGGCCAUCGUGAACAUCUGCCAUACAUACAACAGUCAAGAUGCCUGGGAGAUUGAGAGGUUCGGAUACAAGAAAGCCAGAAUUGGGUCCAAACUGCGUAUCUUGAAGCAUCUUCUUGAAAUGCAAUUUGAUCUGAAUGUUAGAUUCAAGAAUGAAAUCAAUAAAAUGUCUGCAACGGAGCUCCGAACCCAACCACUGGGCAAGGAUAAAACUGGACAUUCUUAUUGGUUUCAAACUGAUGAGAGCUGCACCAUCAGAGUGUACAAGGAGGAUCCUGAUGAGGAGACGUGGGCUUUGGUUGCAAAGGAUAGGAAUGGAUUGGUUUCGUUAAUAUCGCAGUUGGAUUCGAACGAGGCCGCUAAGAGCGGAUCGGAUUCGAUCAUGAAUGAGGAUAGCAACAGCCUGGAAAUGGAGAAGCCCAUAUUGGACACCGGGCAGAACGACUCCAAUUCCGACUCAUCGAAACAACUCUCCGAGAAAAAGUCUUCGUGCGAGGAGGAGGAGGAACUGGAGGAAGAGCAGUCCAUCGACAACAGUACGGCAGUGCGGAACGGCAACGCGGUAAUGGAUACGGAUUCCAACAGUGCGCUCGCUCUCAAGGAAGUGGCGGACGAGGAGGAGGAGGAGGAUGUGGAAGAGGAGGAAGAAGUAGACGAAGAGGAGGAGGUAGAAGAAGAAGAAGUUGAGGAGGAGGAGGAAGAGGACGAGGAGGAUGAAGAGGAAGAACCUGUGCCGGCGGUGCCAGAAGUUAAGAUGCAGGAGAAACCGGUUCUGGUGGAGCUCAAGCAAGUUCCUGCUGCGAUCCCGGAGGAGCGGCCCAAGACUAUGGGACUGAGGCUGAAACCGCUGACGGAGUUGCUGACUCAGCCGAUCAUCGAGAGUGAAAAGAAGCUGGAGCUAAGUGGUAUUAAAAAUAAGUACAUUAGAAACGAUCCUUUUCCCAUGUCGAACAGGAAGGCUGUAGAGAGUGCUAGUUACGUGGACAUUUACAAGAACGAUCACAAAAGGCCAAUGGAUUACAACAGUAUAGAAGAACCGAGUUUUGCGAAACGUCCACGCACCGAUCGUCCCACCUUGCUGAACAACAAACUGCAUUACCAGAAGCAGUACAUGGGCGAGGAGGAGGACGAUGACGAUGAGGAUUACGACGAAUACGAGGACGAGGAGGACGAAGUCGGCGAGGAGAUCGAAGAACCGCUAAUGCUCAUCAAAGGCGAAGGAUCUGGCAAGGACAAUAAAUGCGGCAGCGAAGCGGAAUCACCGAUCGUCGGCGACGCCAUCGAGGAACCGGUGAUGUUCGUGUACGGCGUUGGAAGCGGGGCCCUCUGCCAAACCGGAAACGAAAAGAAAUCCGAGGACGAUUCGAAAUCAUCAAAAAACACUGUGAAUGAUCCUACUGAAAAGACUAACACUGAGCAGUUUAACAACUUGACGAAGAAAGAGGUAUUUCGAAGUCCACCCAAAAAAUCUAAAUGGGAAUCCGGGGACGAUAAAACGGAGACAGUGGGCAGCACCAGUGUUCAGAAGAUGGUCGAAAAAUUCGAAGAUUUGAGCAAAGGAGUUGAAGUGCCUCCCAAGAAAACGAUGCCUUCGUUUUUCUUCGGUCCAGGUUUCAACACACCUUCGAUCAGCGCGCUAGCAAAGACUAACGAGAAUGACGAUAUAGAUUCCAAUGAGGUAUCCACUGAAACUGAAACUAAACAAAUAGAUGAAACCGAAACGGUCGACGAAGUAGAAAAUAUUGAAGAAUCAAAAAAUGGUGCAAGUAAAGAAUGUAAAUCCAAUGAAAUUGAUACAAAAGAAAUUGUCCAGUCCAUUAUCCAAGUUGACAAAGAAAACUUAGAACCUGCUGAAGCUCUUACAAAGGAAAAUGUAUGCAACAUUGAAGAGAAAAGUAAAAGUGAAUCUGAGGAUAAUCUUGUGAAGGAGACUGAAAAUGCAUCUAUAGAAACACUUGAAAAGGAAAACAAAAGUGAAACUGCAGUGGAAUGUAAAAGUAUACCUGCAGAUGAUCUUCCAAAAGAAAACAAAAGUGAAUCUGAAGAUAAUCUUGUGAAGGAGUCUGAAAAUGCACCUAAAGAAACACUUGAAGAGGAAAGAAAAAGUGAAUCUGCAGAGGAAUGUAAAAGUACACCUGCAGAUAAUCUUCCAAAAGAAAACAAAUGUGAAUCUGAAGAUAAUCUUGUGAAGGAGUCUGAAAAUGUACCUAAAGAAACACUUGAAGAGGAAAGAAAAAGUGAAUCUGCUGAGGAAUGUAAAAGUACAUCUGUAGAUAAUCUUCCAAAAGAAAACAAAGGUAAAUCUGAAGAUAAUCUUGUGAAGGAGUCUGAAAUUGUACCUAAAGAAACACUUGAAGAGGAAAGAAAAAGUGAAUCUGCUGAGGAAUGUAAAAGUGCACCUAUAGAUAAUCUUCCAAAGGAAAGCAAAAGAGAAUCUACAGAUAAUCUUGUGAAGGAGAGUGAAAAUACACCUAUAGAAACAAUUAAAAAGGAAAGCAAAAGUGAAUCCACAGAUAAUCUUGCUGAGGAAUGCAAAAGUGAAUCUGCAGAUAAUCUUGCAAAGGAAUGUAAAAGUGCACCUGUAGAUAAUCUUAAAGAGGAUAGCAAAAGUGAAUCUGCAGAUAAUCUUACAGAGGAAAGCAAAAGUGAAUCCACAGAUAAUCUUGCUGAAGAAUGCAAAAGUGAAUCUGCAGAUAAUCUUGCAAAGGAAAGUAAAAGUGCACCUGUAGAUAAUCAGAAAGAGGAAAACAAAAGUGAACCUGCAGAAAAUCCUGAAGAGAAUAACACAGCUAAUCUGAAAGAGGAUAUUAAAAGUGAAUCUUCAGAAACUAUUAAAGUGGAAAUCAUAAGUGAAUCUGCAAAAAAUAUUAAAGAGGAAAGCAAAUGUGAACUUACAAAAAAUCUGAUUGUCGAAGGUGCAUGUGAACUUGCAACAAAUCUGAAAGAGAAAAGCAUAAGUGCAACAACAGAAACUAUUAAUGUGGAAAGCAAUAGUGAACCUGCAGACAUUCCUAAAGAGGAAAUCAAAAGAGAAUCUGUAGAAAAUCUUAAACAGGAACUUAAAAUUGAGUGUCCAGAGACUAAAGAGGAAUUCAAAAGUGAAAUAUUAGAAACUAUUAAUACGGAUAGCAAAAGUGAAUCUGCAGAAACUCUUAUUGAUGAAAGCAGAAGUGAAUCUGCAGAAAGUAAAAAUGAUUCUCCUUCAAAUGAGCUGUUGCAAAAAACUAAUAUCAAAGAUGAUGAUCCCAAGGUGAAUAUUAUUAUUGAAGAUGUUUCAUCAUCAUCAGAAACGACAGAGUUAGCAAAUAAUGUAGAUUCUACUUUUGAUGACAAUAAGCUACCCCAAAAAGAAUCUGAUGUGAUGGAUUGCAGUUCUGAAGUGGAACAACCUGUUGACGAUGCAACUACAACUGCCGAGGAGGUGACUAAAUCUUCGGACACGACCGAAUGCAAGGGUGAUGUGGAUGAGACCACGAAAUCUGAGAGUGUUCAACAGACGAAAAAUGAGUCACAAGUGAAGAUUAUCGACGAGAAAGAGGUGACGUUUGCAGAUGAUUUAUCAAAGAAGGAUGACGUAUCGAUAUCUGAACCCAACAUUGACGGUAAUUCAAAAACUGCUUCCGAAGAGACCGAAAUGAAAUCUUUAGGACCAGUGCCUUGCGACACUUCUUCUCAGAGUGUUGAUUCCCAAGAAGUUCCUGAAAAAGAUUCAAUAGAAUCUAAACGUGAAGAUCCAAAGUCUCCAGAAGUUGACAUUAAUAGUGAAGAAAUCGCUGAUACACCUUCAACUGAAUGUGUUGAUUCAAAACCUUCGAGCAGCAUCGAUUCAAAGCAGAUAGAAAACACCGAUUCAAUAUCUGAAGAAAAUAAGGAACCAGUUGAAUCGAUAUCGAUUGAAAAUAUUGAUUCAAAAUCUGCCGAAAAUGUUGAGAGUUUGAAUUCAGAAUCUGUUGAUACAAGAAGUCCUGAAAUUGUUGAAAUAAUUGCAGAAACUGGGCCAGUAGAACCGAUCGAUCUAAGAAGUGAUAAAUCUGAAUCAUCGGAGACCUCAAUUGAAGCGACGAAAAGUCCCAAAACUAAACCUGAAACAUCACCAGUCAAGAUUGAACACAAUGAAUCCGCUUUAGCUGAUACUUUACAAGCGAGCAAUUCGAAUGCCAUUGAAGAUAAUAGUAAUAUGUCAGAACCAGAUAUUACAGUUCAAAUUAACGAUCUUGUCAACAAAUCGGAAACACCAACAUUGAACUUAAAAGAUGAUAAAGACAUUAGCCAUGAUGAAAUGGAUGUGGUUGAAGAAAAACCCGAGGAAGUCGUCGAACAAUCUGAAAUAGUCGAGAAGUUAGAAGACCAAACAAAGGAACUUGCAGAGGAAGCUAGAGUAACAGAAGUUGUUGAUGAAAAAACAGAGAAUGUUGAUAAUGGAACUUGUAGUAUAGAAAUUGUUGCUGAUAAGCAUAAUGAAAUCAAAGGUGCUGAUUUAAAAGUGGAGGAAAAUGUUGGUAGUACUACUGCAAUGGAUGUACUUGAAAAACAAUCAAAGAAUAUUCCUGAAAAACCUGAUACUAUUGAGGAGGUGAAAUCUGAAAGAGCUGUUGAGAAAUCUGAAAUAUCGGAGAGUCUUGAAUCUAGUGAGAUGAUUGAUUCAAUUCAAAUUACAGAUAAACCUGUCGCUGUAAACCCAAUAGCAGUUGUAGAUGUUGCUGUGUGCAAUUUGAAAACAUCAGAUUUGAUGGCAGAUGUGGAAAGAAAUAAUGUAUUACCGACAGAAGUGACCGAUAAAAAUGACGAAACAGUGAUAGACUUAAAAGUUCGAAAGGUGCUUGAGGUUCAACCAGCUACAACUUCGGCUAUUGUAGAAAAUGUGGAGAUCAGUGAAAAACUGGAGACGCUAAGUGAUAUUUCCAAUGACGAUAAAAGUGAAAUUAUAGAGGCAGAAGACAAGGAGAACGAUGCUUCUGUUGCGGAGGAAUCGAAAGAAAUUAUCGAAGAAUCGGAAACCGUCGUUCCUAAAGUACAAAUUGUUAGUGAGAAUAUCUUGCCAGAUAAAUGCCAAACAAACAAUAACGAAGUUGGUGAAAACAAAUCUCAAAAAGUAUCUGAUCCAAAGUCAGAAACGUCGUUUGUUGCAAAGAUCUCGGCGACGCAAUCAGUCGUGGUCACUGAUGAAAUUCAAAAUAAGAAAAUCUUAUCAGAACCUAAAUUAAAUGCAUCAGAUGUUACUGCGACAAAAACGAAUCCAGUGGAUGCCAAAGAGGAUGAUGUUAUCCGGGAAUCAACUUCGACGGAUGUAAAAUCUGAGAAGAAAACUGAAUCUGCAGAAGUUAAAUCUAUUGAAAAGAGCAAAGAAACGCACGUUCCUGAAAAAACGAGUGUUCAGGUUGGAGAAUCUUCUAAAAAAGAACUUAAGUCCGCUGUGGUAUCAGAUUUGAAAGUUGAUGUUAAAAUUGUUAAUGUCGAUAAAAGUAAGGACGAAGUUGGUGCAGCGACAGAACAGACUGAAAGCAAACCUGCAAUUGCAGCCCCCAAUAACACUGCGAAAAGUGCCAAAAAGAGUUUCAAAAUAAAUAGCAUCUUGAGCAGCAAGGAAAAAGAGCCGGAAGCGAAAAGUAAAGACGGAGAAAAGCGAAGAGUCACCGGGGAAGAACCAGGUAAAGUGCCGGACAUCAAAAGUGUGGACGUUAGCAGCGAUAAAAAAUCCGGGGAGAUUUUGCCAGAAGACAAAUGUGAUAAAGAAGUUGAUGAUGUUGGUUUGGUUACGCGAUCGCUAAAAGCCGCACCGAAGGAUGUGCCAGAGCCCGAAAAGCAAACGCAAGAGCAAGAAGGUACAACUCCAGCGAAGGGAGAAUUAAAAAAGACUGAAUUGUACGGUGCUCCUGUACCAUCGCCGAAGAGGUCGGCACGUCUGAGGAAUGCCUCUGUUAAAGAUACCGUCCCGGAAGUAGUAGUGGUAAACAAGAAAGCCAAGAACAAUGCUGUUGAUGAUAAACCCAGCGAAGAGUGCAAGAAACCGAAGUUGGAAACGCCGCCACCGGCGGAGAGUAGAAGACUACGCUUGAGGAACAGAGGCAACAGAGAUUCCACUUCCUCCUUGGAUGUCGCCAACAUCAACAAACAGAUAGUCAAAGAUGUAAAAGAAUCACCAGUAGCGAAGAAGAAUUUCGAUAAUUUGAAAUCAAUUCAGGAAGGUGAAAAGAAGAUGACCGUCGAGGAGCCAGUCUGUCUUAAGAAAACUGUCGCAGAUUUGACAGAGGAAAUGCCGAACUCACCAAUUUCGUUCGUGUCUGAUGGCGAUUGCGGCGAUAUGGGAAAUGUAUCCAGCGAGUACGAAUCGGAAAAGGAAGAGGAGCAGUCCGUGAAGCAGGAAGAGGAGCUGAAACCUGCCGAGACUAAGAAAGAGGUGGUUCCCAAAAAAGAAGUGGAAUCGAAACCGGAAGAAGUAGUUAAAAAGGAUGAAGGAGUUAAAAAGGAAGAGAAGGAGGAUGAGCCUAAAAAGGAUGAGAAAAUUCCUUCAUUAGCUACGUUGUCGUUCGAUUAUACAGGAAGUCCGCCGCCCGCAAAAGAGAAGAUAAAUGUUCGAGUGACCAGAAAGAGAGGCAGAGUAAGUCCGCCGACCGAAAAGCAACAGGCGGUAACAGGUGGAAAACGAAGAAAAAUGCGGGGCAAGAGAACGGUGGAUACCGAACUGAGGAAAAGUAUAGAGGAUCAAAAGAAAAAGGAGAUUAGCAGUAGCGAGGAGGAGAAGGAUCAUGCGUCUAAAAAGCAGAAGAAAUCAGAAGAGGUCAAGGAGAGUACAAAGAAAGGGCACAAGAAGAAACGGACUCUCUUGGGUUUGGAUAUACCAGAUACAAUGGAAGUCGUCCAGACAGGGGUGCGACAGUCGCGCAGGAUAGCCCAGAUCAAGAUUAAAGAAGAGGCAGAGCGCAGGAAAAUCGAGGAAUUGACGAUGCACGAUAUUAAAGAGAAGCAUAAGAAAUCGAGCAGAAAGGAAGACGAUAAAGACUACAAAGCUGAAAAGCGGAAAAGGAACAAAACUGCAGUGACCGAGGAUGAGACGACCAACGAUGCCGAGUCCGACGAGAAAAAGAAGAAGAAACAAAAACGGAAACACAAGAAUCCCAAGUUCGAUGAGCACAAUCCUUGGAAGUCGAGUUCGGAUUCCAGCAGCCAGGAGUCGCACGUUGAAGAAGAGGAGGAAGAGUACGAAGAGGAAGACAGAGAUGCUCCCUUGAAAUCCGAUCACGAAUUUUCGCCGGAGAGUGAUUUGGAAAAUGGGGACGAGGUGCAACCCCUGAAACGCGCCAGAACUGUCCGCAAGGAGGACGCCCCAGAGGACGACGUUGUUGAGGUGGACGAUACCAGCUGUGAAAAGUGCGGUAAAUCCGAUCAUCCCGAAUGGAUACUGCUCUGCGAUGGAUGUGAUUCCGGUUGGCAUUGUUCUUGCCUUCGGCCUGCACUUCUUGUCAUCCCCGAAGGAGAUUGGUAUUGUCCACCGUGUUUGCACACCACAUUGGUGAUUAAUCUGCAAAAUCGAUUGAUAGAGUUCGAUAAGCAGGUAAGCAAGAGACAGGCGGAGGUGCGCCGCAAAGAGAGAUUGGCGUAUGUCGGUAUAAGCCUGGAUAACGUUCUUCCAACGAAAGAGCACGACGAGAAUAUCAAGAGCAAGCCGAAGCAGCAACGACGCGACACCAGAGACAGUGCAUCAGAGUCAGCAUCCGAUUCGAGCUCAAGUUCAGGUUCUGGUUCAGGGUCGACGGCCAGUGAGAGCGAGGAUGAGCCAAUUUAUCAACUACGCCAACGACGACAAGCUCACAGCUAUCGGUUUAACGACUACGACGAACUCAUCAACUCCGCCAUCCAGGAUGAAGUGCAGUCCGCCGUGGUGGUGCAGUCCACCGAAAUCCGUGGCAAAGACAUGCAGACCAUCGUCAAUGCAGAGGCGGCAGCAGCAGCGGCCGAAACGCAAGCCGCCCCUGAACCACUGCCACCGGUUAUACCUAUUAAUGCAGACUUGCCAUCCAAUCUCGUCCAUACUGCAGACGAAGCGGCUUCUGACGAUGAAGUUAUUAAGCCGGUCAAGAAACUGAUAGGCAAGAAGAAACAUCGAAAAUUGAACAGUCUUGACAUUAGCAGCGAUGACGACGAUCAAGGUUCCGACGAGGACUUUAAAGGUUCAAGUUCGGACGAGGACGAAGAGGAUGAAUUCGACGAGGAUUUGGAUAGCGAUAGCAGCGAGUUUGGUCGUCGCAAAAGGAAAGGUGGACCUGUGCGAAGAUCGACGCGUGCCAGGAUUUCCCGGUAUGAUCGUGACUUCAUCAACGAUGACUCUGAUGAGGAUUACGCCGCUCCUCGCCGCAAAAAGACCCGAUCGAUUUGGGACGAGUCCGAAUCCGAGGAGAGCGAUAGAUCUUGGGGUAGGAGGAAAAAGAAGAGCACUCCUAGAAAAGCACCAUCCACGCCGAGGCCGCGGAAACCAAAGUCCAAGAAGAAAAAGAAGAAUGACGAUGAUUCCGAUGCGGAGGUCUACAGCAAGAAGAAGCCGAAAAUUAAGUAUGGCGGUUUGGACAGUGAAGAGGAUACGGGCAGACGAACGAGAGGGAAGAAAAUUACGUAUGUCGAUGCGUUGGGGUCGGACAGCGACGACGAUCUUCGCAGAAAGAAUGCAGUGAAGGACGACGAUAGCGAGGACGAGUUCGUGUUGAACGAGGAGGAGGAUUUAAGGGAUGAGGCAGUCGGCGACAGCGACGAUUCCAACGAUGAUCCGUUGAUUGUGGGAGCCAUCAAGUCCGGUUCGAAGAAGGGCAAGGGAAAGGGCGGUAUAAAGAGAAUAAAGCGAGCUCAGGGUGAAGAAGAGGAAGCUCUUUUCCCGCCGCUCCCCGAUGAUUUCACUAAAACGACGGAAGUGGUUCCGCCAGUAAUUGCUGGUGCGUCCGUUGAGAAGGAAGAGCCCAAUCCGAUCGAACAAAUCAACAAGAACAUCGAAGCGAUGGACGAGAAAGAAAUGGAAAUGAUGAUGGAGGAGGAGGAGUACGCGAAUAAGCAACUGCAGAUGGUGGCCGAGCAGUUGGAGAAGGAAAAGAGGCGAAAGGAAUUGGAGGUUGCCAAGAAGCUGGAGGAGAUGCCAACUGUGGUUCCGCAGAAUUUCGAUUUGCCCCCGAUGGUCGUGGACACAAUGCCCGUAUUGGAACCGCAGACACAGCUGCAUCCCAUCAUGAUGAUGGAGGAGAAGACACCAAAGAAACGCGGAAGGAAGCCGAAAUCGCUGUCCGGCUCGGCGGAGAUGCUGCACCUGAUGCCUGGCAGCGGCGUCCCGACGACACCGCAGAGUGACGACAUGUCGGAUCUUUCGGGUUCCAAUUUGAAUCCCGAUGGAACCCCAAAGAAGCGACGUGGUCGUGGUAAGGGAAAGAAAACUUUGGAGAAGGAGGCUGCAGCAGCUGCGGCAGCCGCUGCACGCGCCUCGAACGCUCCCUCUGAAGCUGGAGAUUCCAACGAGCCCAGCCUCAGCGAGACCGGAGAUUCCUCCAAUGAUCCAGCGCUGAUUGGAGGCAAGUUAGGAGUUGCCUCAGCGCCGCAGCCUUUCUCCCAAAGUCAACCUGUACCUUCCGUGAUAACGAGGAUGCUUCAAACGCAACCCGGUAAACCAGCUUAUCCCGUCGGCCCUCCGAUUAACUACGAGAUGUACGGUGGCGACAACAGGCCCGAGGGUCCUUCGCCGCCCAUCCCUUCGCCAUCACCUCAGGGAGGACCGCCUUUCCUAACAUCACCAGGUGGACCCCCCAGGGGUGUUCUUCCUCCAGGUUAUCGGCCUACUUUGAACCAUUAUCCAGUGAUACGAAGCGGAGCACCGCCACCGAUGAGACAUCGCAGUCCCGUUCCGCAAAACAUUCCGUCGGGUAUGUUCCUCAGCCAUCAUCCGUUGGAUCCAUCGCCGUCGGGCGGAUCUACCAUCACCACCGUCUCCUCGGAACACGGUUCCCCGGCGCCAUCGGCGAGUCCGCUCAGCAACAAGAGCGACCCGACACCUCCACCGCCGACGUACGUGCGACCACCUAUGGUGCGUUUCCCUGCAGCUACCCAAGGACCCAUGGCUCGGCAUCCUCUGCCGACGAUGAUGGCUCAGCACAUGCUGAGACCCAACGUGCCCUUCGCGCACUUCCCCUACGGUGCGUAUCAGCAAGCAGCUGCCUCGUCGGGCGAGGACGGGCCGCAUUUCAGCAACCCCAACUAUUCUGAAUUUCCACCGGACGGCGAAGGACCGAAGAACUACGACGAAGAGAACGGCGAGUUUGGCGGUUUGGUCUCCUAUUUCUCCAGUCAGAGGGAGGACGACUUGGACACAUAGCCGUCGGAGUCUUGCCAGCGAAAAUAGUAAGCAGGUUAAGCAACAACAACAACAACAUCAGCAGCAGGCAAAAACAAAACGAGUGAAAUAACAGUAUUUGUACAAUAGUUUGUAUGAGAGACGAAACAACAACAUCGUCGACAACAAAACACUUUUAGAGCGGAUAUCCUUUAAUUUUAUUAUUGUUUAUUUUAUAAAUACCUAUUUAUAUAUAUAUACAUAUUAUGUAAUAAUCAGAAACUUGCACUUUGUACAAAGUAAAUCGCGCGAAGCAGGAAGGCGAUAUAUAUAUAUAUAUGUAUGAGAGGACGAUGAGACAGAGUUUAUAUAUUAUCGAGUAUCGAAUUCAUUUUAUGUGUAUUUGUAAUUUACUUACUUUAUUAUUAUUA